Molecule: messenger RNA, 1590 nt
Organism: Acaromyces ingoldii
Lineage: Eukaryota; Fungi; Basidiomycota; Exobasidiomycetes; Exobasidiales; Cryptobasidiaceae
Product: 2-nitropropane dioxygenase
Exons: 3
Coding region: 86-1228 (380 amino acids)
Molecular function (GO): nitronate monooxygenase activity
Source: RefSeq, a predicted model, not a curated record
CUCGCUCCUCGCCAUCCUAAUCCGGGGUCACUGGCCCGGCAGCCGCUUGUCUUCAACCACCAACGAAGCACAGGAGUCAGAAAAAAUGGUCAACAUCGAGCGCGUAUCGCAGAGCACGGCCACGACGGACGAGAUCAAGGCGAUCGUUGCCGCGCCGCCCGUGCUGACGACGCCGCUGACAAAGACGCUCAAGAUCGCACACCCGGUCCUGCUUGCGGGCAUGAAUCAGGCCGCUGGGCCCGAGCUGGCGGCGGCCGUGUCCAACGCAGGCGGGCUCGGCGUCAUUGGCGGCGUCAUGUUCACGCCCAAGAUGCUCAAGGAGCAGAUCGACGAGCUCAAGGCCAACCUGCGCGAGCCGGACCUGCCGUGGGGCGUGGACCUGCUCCUGCCCCAGGUGGGCGGCAAUGCGCGCAAGACGAACAAGGACUACACCCAGGGCAAGCUCGACGACCUCAUUAGUGUUGUUGUCGAGGCCAAGUGCACCGUCUUUGUCUCCGCCGUCGGCAUCCCGCCACGCCACGUCGUCGACCGUCUUCACGGGGCGGGGAUCCUGCUCGCCAACGUCAUUGGCCAUCCCAAGCAUGUCGCCAAGGCGCUCGACGCCGGGACGGACUUUCUGAUUGCGCAGGGCGGCGAGGCCGGCGGCCACACGGGCGACGUGCCCUCGUCGAUUCUCAUCCCGCGCGUUGUCGACCUCGUGCGCGGCCGUCGCAGCCCGCUGACGGGCGAGCAGGUCCAGGUCGUCGCUGCUGGCGGCAUCUACAACGGCCGGGGGCUGGCAGCGGCGCUGUGCCACGGUGCGGCCGCCGUGUGGGUGGGCACGCGCUUUGUGUGCGCGCGCGAGGCCGGCGCCCCGCGCGCUCACCAGGAGGCCAUCCUCAAGGCCACGCACGAGAGCCUGAUCAAGACGACAAUCUUCACGGGCCGGCCGCUGCGGAUCAUCAACACGCCCUACAUCCAGUCGUGGGAGGACCGGCCAGAGAAGAUCAAGGAGCUGCUGGCGCGCGGCGUCGUGCCCAUCGAGUACGACCUCGAGCAGGGCGACGACGACGAGGGCACAAAGGUCAAGGGCAUCCUCGCCCACUGGUUCGCGGGCCAUGUCGCCGCCGUCGUCGACACCAUCAAGCCGGCCAAGGACAUUGUCGACGAGAUGGUCCAGGAGGCCGCACAGGCGCUCCAGUCGGGCCGCGCCCUCGUCGUGGGCGCGGGAGGGGCUGCGAAGCUGUGAUUGUCCGAGAACAUAAGAGUGGGAAGAUGUCUUCGUCUAUCUGUGCACCCUUGUAAAAGCUGUGGCAUUACAGCUGCCGUCUGUCUCUACAUGCACGCACUGGAUCUUGUGCCCAUCUAAAAUGUCAUUGCUGCUGCUACUGUUACACUGGCGCCCGCGAAGAGGUGCGCGCAGACCGUCGUCUGGUCUUUGGCCUCUCCUGCUCCUGCUCCUGCUCCUGCUCCUGCUCCUGCUCCUGCUCCUUUUCUUCCUUUUCUGGCCCCUUCUCUUCUGCGGCUUCCUCGGCACCCGCCCCACGCCCCCUGCCCGUCGGCGCCCGUCUGGGGCUCUGGCGCGUCGGUGCGGCCGUCCGCUUUCGCUUC